Myiozetetes cayanensis is the source of this 9631-nucleotide messenger RNA. Its product is annotated as toll-like receptor 7. NCBI's taxonomy places the organism in Eukaryota, Metazoa, Chordata, Aves, Passeriformes, Tyrannidae. Gene Ontology annotation, biological process: canonical NF-kappaB signal transduction; toll-like receptor signaling pathway; positive regulation of interleukin-6 production. The record is from RefSeq and is a predicted model, not a curated record. Gene Ontology annotation, molecular function: protein binding; pattern recognition receptor activity. The transcript is spliced from 3 exons. Gene Ontology annotation, cellular component: plasma membrane. The coding region runs from base 4083 to 7478 and encodes 1131 amino acids.
CACUGAGGCCAGCUGGGCACUGAUCUGCUGUCAGGAGGUGAUGAGUAAUCAUUUUUGCAUCUUUUACCUUUUUUUAUUUCUUAAUUUAUUAACCCAGCUAUAUCUCCACCCAAGAGCUGCUUUGGGUAACCUGAGUGCCUCACCACACUUAGAGUAAAUAAUUUCUUCUUUCCCCUAUUUCAAUUUGACCCCAUUCAAUUUCAGUCCAUUAUUCCUUGUCCUAUCAGUACAGUUCCUGAUGAAGAGUCCCUGGUUUCCUUGUAGAUAUACUAGAAGGCUGCUAUGAGAUCUCUGAGCUGAACAGCCCCAAUUUUAUCAACCUGUCUUUGUAGGGGAGGUGCUCCAGUCCCCUUAACAAAUUUGUGGCCCUCCUCUGGACUUGGUCCAUCAUUUCCAUGUCAUUCUUAUGAAAACAACCUGUUAAGUGGUAGCCCUCGGCCAUAAAAAUGUCAUGCACAAUUUUUGAAAAAGCCAUAUCAAAUACUAUAAUAAAUCAGAAUAUUAAUCAACAUGUGUGUUUAAUAUAAACCUCAUUACACUUGCUUGCCAUAAUCUUAAGCCUUUAUUUCCUUUGAAACUGUUUCCUGAUAUGUAAUUUGUUUGGGUCCGGCAGCAUCUGAGUUCCAUGUUGUUCUGCAGAGGUUGUUUCAGUACUCUUUCAGUGCUUUGGCCUGAGAAUAACUUCAUAAACCAAGAUUGCCUAUAUGAAACAUUAAAAAAGGAUAGUAAUGUCAUCACUAAGAAAUAGGAGUUGAGGAUAUCUCUGUCACAAGUGCCAAAAUUACACUAAACCUGCCAGUUUUGUUAUUUGCCAGCAGUUCCUGCAUUAGGAUCCACCAGUGCUUCCAGCAUUACUGCCUUGGCACUCCUCCUCCUCAUCAUCAUCCCCCAGAAAAAAGCAGGGAUGCCCUCUUUGGCUACUCUAUCUUAUCAGUCCCUUAGGAAGGAAUAAACAGGAGAGGUGUAGCUGCAUUGCUGACCCUGGAGAGCUUGGAAAAUAGCUCCAUCUUAUUUCAGGUAUUUCUGGAUGUCUUCUACCUCCCUUGAAGGUCACUCACUUUCAGUAAGAGGAGUGGCAGGCACCUUUGCUUCCAGCACACAAUUUUAACCUCUUGUAAACACCAGUCAGUCAGUCUUGGCACGGAUGUAGCCUGGGGCAGCCUGAGCUUUCAGAAACAGCCAAGUCCAUUUCUGUGGUAUUGGAGGCUCCCUCAGCUGUACCUCAGCACCCUGGGUGGUUUGGGUCUCCUCCCUCACCAGAGCUUUGAGUGCUCCUCUGCCCUUGUUGUUGGCCAAUCUCCUCCACUGCUGUCUUCUGCUUAUUGUUUUGGUUAUUUUUAGAGUCUGCAAACACAUUUCUGCAGCUGCUGUCAACAAGGAUCCUCCAUUACAUACACAGAUCAUACAUACGGAAGCUUUAAUGCUUCUGCAAGUGAUUUUGUUUUAAUUUCCUCAAUUUUACUAUCCAUUUCUCUUUGUGGUUCUUUUCAUACAUCUGUCUACAUCACUUUGAGGAGUCAGCUUAUUUAUUUCAAAAGUGCCCAACCUAACUGGUUUUCUUGAAUAAUUUCCUGGGUAAAUUAUGCAAUCUUACACCGAAUAUUGUAUUAACCAUGAAUAUGUGGGGUUGUAUCAGCAUUCUUGAUAGGAGGGUUGACACUACAGAGAAAAGAUUUUGCUGCAAGACGUUAGGAAUAAAAAGAAAGGAACUGUAAGUUUGCUGAUCUGAUUACAAGCCAACUGACUACCUAACCUAUACAUGAAGGAUUAAGGCAAUUAAAGGCACCUGCUUUAUUUAAAUUAUCUUCUUUCACAGAGGCAGCAUUAUACAUUUUCUGUUACCAGUGAAACUUCCCCUAACACGUGAUGCAGUAACUGCUUUUCAGUUUCUUUGUUUUUCACAAAGGAGACAAAAGAGAUUUUGAGCAGCAUCUGGUGGAAACUGAACUUUUGAAAUCAGUAAAUCAGUGACUCCCCGUGCCUUUAAAAACCAAACUAUAGUUCAGAAAUUCUGGACUUCUAAGCUGCUGUGCAUUUACUCCCACCUUUUGAAGGAAAAUAUUGUUGUAUUUUGCUACCCACAUUUCUUAGGUAAAAAAAAGAAAAAGAAAAAAAGACAGCAAAAAUCGCUCUGCAUUUCUAUUGGUGUUCAGCUAAAGCUGCAGUUUCGCUUUGAACAGAAUUGAAACUCAAGCUCUUAGAUGGGUGACAGCAAAUUCCUAAUAUAAAAAAAAAGUCAACCUUACUCCGAAAAGGAAAUGCUAAGUGUCAGUACAGCUAUUAAAAUUUCCACUGUUUGUAGGUUUAGGCUGCAAGGAAGAUCUCCAAAGACACUGAGCACCUGUCAAAGAUUACAGGGUUGAGUGACUGGACACUGUGAUUUAGAAAACCUACUUACAACCAAAUCAAGUGGACAUUAAGCAUCUCAUGUUCCAGUGUCAUGUACCAGGGAACGGCUGGGUGCUUGAAGAAAUCAACAUACACAGUCAAACUUGUGCCUACUCAUUCUCUUUCAUAAUUAUUUAAGCAUAUUAGCUUUGCUAUAAGGUGAAUAGUUAUAAACAAGUGGAAGGUAACUUUCCUUUGUGGUCACAUACAAUGUGAAAAAUCCAGAGUGUAAUAACUAAUGUACGGUGUUUGUAGUGCAGGUUUUCAUCCUAAUAGAAAUGUGUUGAAUGUCCUUGCAGCACAUAGCAGGAUUUUAGUGAGAUUUCUACAUUCGUUAUAGUAGCACUCAGUGAAAACCUCAGUGCAUCUUGCAUGAAAAGCAAAAUGCAAUUAUCAAUAAAGAGCAGAGGAAUCAUACUUUAUUGCAGUAUUUUAAUAUUCAACCACAAAGGUGAGAAAUAUAGUUCUGAAUUAAUAUGGUUGGGAAUUAAUGAACCCUUUCCUACGCCCUGAUUGAAAUGGCAGUGGUGCUGUAUAGUUUUCUUGUUUUUCUGUUCAUGUCUAUAUGACUCAGACUCUAAACACACAGAAUUUGAAAAUAUGACUGCAAAUUCUUUUCCUGUUCAUUCUUAAGGUUCCAGGCAUCUGAAAUGAAUUUCUCAGCUCCAUCACAGUCAGAGAAAUUAUGAAUUGCUAUUUAAAAUGUAAAGAAAAGUAUGUAGGGAAAGAAAACUCCUCCUAAUAAAUAUCCUAAUAAUUGAACUAGUCUGUUCUGCUAAGCACAGAGACUUCUAAGUAAGAAACUCUCAGACAGACACCAUGCUCUGUGUAGUGCUGGAUUGUCAUCAGCAUAAGUCUAUCCUUGUAAUUUUUAACUCUGACCACGCAUCUACACCCUCCCAUGCAAUUUGCACCUUUCUGUAUGCUGUUUCCUAUGCCCUUACCGUUAUUGUUUUCAUUAUGCUUUAUUUUGGUUCCCUUCCCCAAAGUCCCAUUCACUUAACAGACAUUUCUUCUGUAAUGUAUUCAGCUUAGAACUGUCCCAGUUCUUGAAGCUAUUUGCAUUACGAAUGAAUGCCUAUAAAUAAUAUUAAUUAUAAAAAUUACUUAAGUUCUAAAUCUGAACUAUUGUUAACAUGACUUAACAAUGUCUGUAUCUCUAUUCAUGCAAUUUAUACUAAAAAAGGGGGAUGGGUGAAAGGAGGAACUUAAUCUCCUGCAAAUGGUAGUUGUCUGAAGUGACUGGCUACCCUUAUGUAGCGCGUUUGUCUCCCAGCUAAUUGAUCUUAAACUUUGUGGCCAAAUACUUUGCAAUUGUCCCUCUUUAGAGUACCCUGUGGCUUGGAUCUUUAUCUUCUUGGAGUAGGUCUUGUUACAGUUCUUUAUGCUGGGACUCUGUAGCAAGGUAAAACACAGUUCGAAAUUAAAACUGUUCAAAAAUAAUGAAGUAGAUAGUAAAUUGCAGCAUAUGAGAAUAAAAGCACGUGGAUGUAUGAGUAAUGUGCAAAUUUGUUUAAAAGGGGGAAAAUAAGAGUAGUCCAUUUUUUCUUGGGGGUGGAGCAGUAAACGAGGUACUGUUAAGUACAAAUGUUUGAGGAAGUGCAUUGAAGCAGUUGUUUCACAUUCAAUUAUUUCUCAAGUUGCAGUCGAGGUGAAGAGUAGUAAUAGAGUAGUGAUUACUGCUUGAGUAAGUUAUGUCAUAUUAUACUCUCCUCUGGACCUCAUCUGAACCAGUGGAGACCACUUUUAUGCUGUUUUCUUCUGCUCCGACUUACAGGCUCUUCAAACAAAAAAUCUGCCAGAUCUGGAAGCACACAGAAAAUGAAUGGCUCCUGGAGUCUGAUGUGCAGCGACUGUCAGUGUUUCCCUCAAUUACUGCAGGUUCUGUGUCCGUGGCUGGUGACGGCUGGCACUUCAUGCUUUGCUGUGUUGUGCAUCAACAGAUAAAGGUACCUUGUGCAAAGAUGUCAAAUGCAUUGCUAUUUGUCUUACUCUUCCUGUUUCCGAUGCUGCUGUCAGGAGCUUGGUUUCCCAAAACUUUACCCUGUGAUGUUAAAUCCUCGGAAGGUACUGUGACAGUGGACUGCACCUACCGGCGUCUCACAGAAGUCCCCAGAGGGAUCCCUGAAAACGCUACCAACCUCACCCUGAGUAUUAACCAUAUCCCCCAUAUUGAUCCAACAUCCUUUGCUCAACUUAAAAACCUCAUGGAGAUUGACUUCAGAUGCAACUGUGUGCCUGUAAGAAUGGGGCCCAAAGACCUUGUGUGCAACAGCAGUCUGAAGAUUGACAAUGGCAGUUUUGCUGCCCUGACAAGACUGAAGUCAUUGUACUUGGAUGCAAACCAGCUGUUGGAAAUACCCCGAGGUCUUCCUGCUACUUUAACCCUGCUGAGCCUGGAAGCAAAUACUAUCUUUUCUAUCCAGAAAGCCAACUUGUCAGAGCUAGGAAACAUAGAGGUAUUGUAUCUGGGACAGAACUGUUACUACCGCAAUCCGUGCAAUGUUUCAUUUGAAAUUGAGGAAACAGCCUUUCUGCAGCUGAAAAAAUUAACAAUACUAUCCCUGAAGUCCAACAACUUAACACAUAUUCCACCCAAUUUGUCAUCUACUUUGAAGGAACUGUAUAUUUACAAUAACAGGAUUCAAGUGAUUCAAGAACAGGAUUUAAGUGCCCUUCCCAACCUAGAAAUUCUCGAUCUGAGUGGCAACUGCCCACGUUGUUAUAAUGCCCCAUACCCUUGUAUUCCCUGCACCAAUGGCUCAAUUCAGAUACAUUCAAAGGCUUUUGAUUCCUUGACAAAUUUACGAAUUUUGCGGCUUCACAGUAACUCUCUUCAGAGCAUACCCAGCAGCUGGUUUAAAAACAUCAAGAAUCUGAAAGAACUUGACCUCUCCCAAAAUUUCCUCAUGAAGGAGAUUGGAGAUGCUCAGUUUUUGAAGUUUAUCCCCAGCCUGGUGGAGCUUGAUCUGUCCUUUAAUUUUGAACUCAAGAUGUAUUCUCCCUUCUUGAAUCUGUCUCAGACAUUUUCUUCCCUCUCUAACCUGGAAACUUUGAGGCUCAAGGGUUAUGUCUUUAAAGAACUGAGAGCGACACACCUAAAGCCACUGCUCCAUCUUAGGAAUCUCACUGUCUUGGACCUUGGGACUAAUUUUAUUAAAGUUGCAGACCUGGCAGUGUUCAAAGAAUUCCCAGCUCUUAAGUUCAUAGACCUCUCAGUGAAUAAAAUUUCUCCUUCUUCAGGGGAAAGCAACUUCUAUGGGUUCUGCUCUAAUCCUAGGAUUUCAGUAGAGCCGUAUGUCAGGCAAGCACUACCAGACAUGCACUAUUUCAGGUAUGAUGUUUAUGGGCGAAGUUGCCGUUCCAAAGAUAAAGAGGCUGCUUCCUUCCAAUCUUCAGUUAAGGAAGAUUGCCUGCAAUAUGGAAAAACUCUGGAUUUGAGCAGAAAUAAUGUAUUUUUUAUUAACCCCUCAGACUUCCGGGGACUUAGCUCCUUUAGAUGUCUCAACUUGUCAGAUAAUGCAAUAAGUCAAACUUUAAAUGGAAGUGAAUUCUCCUACUUGUCUGGAUUGAAAUAUCUGGAUUUUUCUAACAACAGGGUUGAUUUGUUAUACCAAACUGCUUUCAAAGAGCUAAAACUUUUAGAAAUUCUUGACCUGAGCAACAACCAACAUUAUUUUCUGGCAGAAGGUGUUACUCAUGUGCUUAAUUUUGUGAAAAACCUAGCCCAUUUGAGGAAGCUGAUGAUGAAUGAGAAUGAAAUUUCUUCCACCAUUAACACAGGAAUGGAAAGUCAAUCUCUUCAAAUUUUAGAAUUUAGAGGAAAUCAUUUAGAUGUUUUAUGGAUGGAUGGCAAUGCUAAAUACUUGUCCUUCUUCAGGAAUCUGACCAGCCUGGAAGAACUGGAUAUUUCCUCCAACUCGCUCACUUUUUUGCCUCACGGUGUUUUUGAAGCAAUGCCUCCCAAACUCAAACUCCUCAACUUAACUAGUAAUCGAUUGAAGAGUUUCAACUGGGGAAACCUCCCCUAUCUGAAGAAACUAGUAACUCUGGACCUGAGCAAUAACCUUCUGACUACUGUUCCCCGAGAACUGUCCAAUUGCUCUUCAUCACUGCAAGAACUGAUGCUCCGAAACAAUCGUAUUCAGCAUCUAACCAAACAUUUUCUCAGAGGCGCAUUUAAACUGAGGUAUUUGGACCUCAGUUCAAACAAGAUUGAAAUCAUUAAGAAGUCUAGUUUCCCUGAAAAUGUCAUCAACAACCUGGAGAUGCUGCUUUUGCACGGCAAUCCUUUCAAGUGCAACUGUGAGGCCGUGUGGUUUGUCUGGUGGAUCAAUCAGACUCAAGUGACUAUUCCUCUUCUGGCCACGGACGUGACCUGCGCUGGCCCAGGGGCACAUAAGGGAAGGAGUGUGGUUUUCUUGGAUCUGUACACGUGUGAGCUGGACACCUCAUAUUUGAUCCUGUACGCUCUGUCAGCUUCAGCCGUCCUCAGUUUUAUGGUGCUUGCGGUGACGAGCCAUCUGUACUUCUGGGACGUGUGGUACAGUUACCAUUACUGCACUGCCAAGCUGAAGGGCUAUCGGCGUUUAGCUUUACCAGAUGCCUGUUAUGAUGCUUUUAUUGCCUAUGACAACGAAGAUCCAGCUGUGAAUGACUGGGUGAUGGAAGAACUGGUUAAAAGGCUGGAAGACCGAAAAGCCAGGCAGUUCAAUUUAUGCCUGGAAGGAAGGGACUGGCUCCCGGGACAGCCAGUCUUUGACAACCUUUCCCAGAGCAUUCAGUUAAGCAAAAAGACCGUAUUUGUGCUGACCAAUAAGUAUAUUAAAAGCGGUAGUUUCAGGACAACCUUUUACAUGGCCCACCAGCGGCUUCUGGAUGAAAAACUGGAUGUCAUUAUCUUGAUAUUUCUUGAGAAGGUUUUGCAGAAGUCGCGCUAUGUCCGGCUGAGGAAGAGGCUGUGCCGAAGUUCUGUCCUGGAAUGGCCAACUAAUCCUCAAUCUCAGCCCUUCUUCUGGCAGUGCCUGAAAAAUGCCAUAGCUACAAACAAUUCACUGGCUUACAACAAGCUUCUCCAAGAAACUGUUUAGCUCUACUCUCCCAUAAAAUUUGUUAUAAUGCACAUGCACCUUGCUUGGGAUUUAUUACUGCACAGCAAGAGAUAAUGCACUACACCCUGGAAGUCACUGGUUUAGAACAAAAUCACCGCUUCCAGCUUUGAGUUCACUAGAGGCCUCUAGCAUCUCCUGUGGUUGGGUCAAGUGUUGGUUAGACACUUUCUCAACAUACUCAAAUACACAGACUGCAGGAGAGGACCAUGCCUAAACUUGCUGCUGUUCAGACAUUAUUGGAGUAAACAUGAUUUUCAUAGAAAAUUUCUGUAUUUGCUGUAUUUAUGAAAAACAAGAAAAGUGCUUGCUGGCAUAUUUGUCUCUGAAAAUACGUUUAGCAAAACUCAUGCUUUGAUCUUAGGAGUUGAGAAAAUAGAAGGUUUCUUAUCUUUUCACAUUAGGCUUCCGGCUUCUGAGUCUGCCACUUCUGUCUGAGUAAGGAAGAGUCCUAAUCUCUGGGGAUAAGAAAUUCUGGAGUCCUAAUCUCUGGGGAUAAGAGACUUCUGCCAGAGGUUUGUGUCUGGUACAGGAGCUAUCCCAUUGUUGCACUGCCAAAAACCUCAUCAAUCUGAAGAGACUUUGAAGAAUGUGUGUGGCCUGAAAUUGGAAGGUGUGUGAGAAACAAGUUCUGAAGGGCUUGUAAGCUGUGGGUGGGAAGGAGUUAUAAGAUAAAGAGAGUCCUUGUGCAUGAAGCAUCCACUUGGAAGCAAGAAGAGGGAGUAGGACAGCAGAUAGGCAGAGGGAGAGGCAUAAGGCAGAUGGACAAAAUCAAUUAAAGACACAGACACAAAGAUUAUCUUUCAGAUCCCUUCCAACCCAAACCAUUCUAUGAUCUCAGCUGCCUCUGGUGGUUCCUUUCCUACCUUUCUGGUCUGGUCCUUUCUUUAAAUAGUACCUUUUUUACUUAGUUGUAGGCAGGCAGACAAGAUCACAGACACAAACAAGAAAACUAAUAAUAUAUAAUAAUCCUGCAGAUAAUAAGGUUUUUUUUUUCCUCAAAUUAUCAUGGUAGUGUUACUAAUUAACAGCAGAAGUAGGAGAAAGAGCAGGGCCUGUUUGGAAGAGUGAGUGUUUUAUGAUUUUUUUUGACAUUGUUAGAAGGAUCCGAGGAACUACAGGCCUGUCAGCCUGACAUUGGUGCCAGGGAAGGUCAUCUCUAAUGCCAUCAUGCAACAAGUACAGGACAACCAGGGGGUAAGGUCCGGUUAGCAUGGGUUUAUGAAAGGCAGGUCUUACUUGACCAACCUGAUCUCCUUCUGUGACAAAAUAACCCGCUUAGCGGAUGAUAUUAUUAUCUAGAUAUUAGUAAAGCCUUUGACAUCAUUUCUGAUAGCAUUCUCCUAGAGAAACUGUCUUAUCGUGACGUGAACGGGUGUACUCUUUACCAGGUAAAGGCUGGCUGGCUGGCCUGGCCCAGAGAGUGGUGGUGAAUGGAGCUACAUCCAGCUGGCAGCUGAUACUGGUGAUGUUCCACAGGGCUCAGUACUGGGGCCAGUCCUAUUUAGUAUCUACAUCGAAGACUUGAAUGAGGAGAUUGAGUUUGCUCUCAGCAAAUUCACAGCUGAUACCAAAUUGGGUGGGAAUAUUGAUCUACCUUAAGGCAGGAAGGCUCUGCAAAGGAAUCUGGACAGGCUGGAUCAGUGGGCUGAGGCCAGCUGUGUGAGAUUCAACAAGGCCAAGUGCUGGGUCCUGUGCUUGGGUCACAACAACCCCAUGCAGUGCUACAGGCUGGGGGAAGAAAGUCUGGAAAGCUGCAUGGUGAAAAAGAACUUGGUGCUGUUUGACAGCUGGCUGAACAUGAGCCAGCAGUGUGCCCAGGUGGCCAAGAAAGCAAGUGGCAUCCUGGCUUAUAUCAGAAAUAGUGUGGCCAGAAGGACUGGGGUAGUGAUUUUCCUGCUGCACUCAGGAGGCUGCACGUUGAAUUCUAUGUUCAGUUCUGGGCCCCUCACUACAGGAAAGACAUUGAGGUGCUGGAGAGUGUCCAGAGAAGGGCAACAAAGCUGGUGAAGGGUCUGAAGCACAAAUCCUAUGAGGAGUGGUUGAGGGAGCUGGGAUUAUUUAGGCUGGAGAAAAGGCGGCUGACAGUAGAUCCUAUUGCUCUCUAUAACUACCUGAAAGGAUGUUGUAGUGAG